AUGCAGCUUUUCGUUCGUACGGGCACGACCCACCUCUUUGAGGUGGGUCCCAACGCCACUGUUGCCGAUGUGAAGGCUUUCGUGCAGGCCCGCGAGGGCGUUGCCCCCGAGGACGUGUACGUUGUCUUCAACGGCCGGCCCCUGGAGGAGGCGGACCUCCUGUCGGCCGCCGGCGUCGAGGAGGAGGCGACGCUCAACGUGCUGGGCCGCCUGCUGGGUGGUGCCAAGAAGCGCAAGAAGAAGACGUACACCAAGCCCAAGAAGCAGAAGCACAAGCACAAGAAGAUCAAGCUCAGGGUGCUCAAGUUCUACAAGGUGGACGACAGCGGCAAGGUGCAGCGCCUGCGCAAGCAGUGCCCGCAGUGCGGCCCCGGCACGUUCAUGGCCACCCACUUUGACCGCGUCUACUGCGGCAAGUGCACCACCACUUACCUGGUGGAGCAGGAGGCCAAGGGCGGCAAGGGCAAGGGCAAGAAGUAA
Molecule: messenger RNA, 480 nt
Organism: Monoraphidium neglectum
Lineage: Eukaryota; Viridiplantae; Chlorophyta; Chlorophyceae; Sphaeropleales; Selenastraceae
Product: 40S ribosomal protein S27a
Exons: 5
Coding region: 1-480 (159 amino acids)
Biological process (GO): translation
Cellular component (GO): ribosome
Molecular function (GO): protein binding; structural constituent of ribosome
Source: RefSeq, a predicted model, not a curated record